AUGACUCAGCUCGCUUUACUUCAUCUAUGGCUUCUGCUCGUACCAGCACUUGCUGGUAUGACCAAGACCGGCACACUCUGCACCGUCACUCCGUCCGGCACCAAGGAUGACAGCCCUUCCAUCAUGGACGCCUUCAAGCAAUGUGGCCAGAACGGUCAGAUUGAGAUAACGACAGGUGACUACACCAUCGCCAAAGUUAUGGACGUCCUGGACCUUAAGAACUGUGACAUCUCCAUCCGCGGCAAACUGACUUGGAGCGACGACAUCCAGUACUGGGUACGCAACAGCGUCAGUGUGACAUAUUCUCAACGAAGUACAGCAUUCCGUCUUGGCGGUGAGAACUUCACUCUGCAAGGUCACGGUGAAGCACUAUUCUUUGGCAAUGGGCAGAAGUGGUACGACGUGAACCGUGAUGGGAGCAACAUGGCCGGUAGGCCCAUCAGUCUGACACUCUGGCAUGCAAAGAACGUAUGGAUUGAUGGAAUUACUUGGAGGCAGUCCCAGUUCUGGCAUACAUUCGUCGCCUACUCGCAGAACAUCACGAUGACAAACCUUGACAUGAACGCCACUUCAUCCUCCCAGUGGGGUACCGUCAAUACUGAUGGCUUCGAUAGCUGGAACUCCCAAGAUAUUGUUCUCAAAAACUGGGUGGUGACGUGUGGCGAUGACUGCAUAUCGGUUAAAGGCAACAGCAAGAACAUCCAUGUUAAGAAUGCCACCUGCUACGAGUCUGGCGCCAUGGUGAUUGGCUCAAUGGGCAAUCCCACGAACGUUCCCGAGACUGUAGACAACGUACUCUUCGAAGACAUUACUGCCAUUCAUAGUUCCAACGCGGCCUGGAUCAAGACAUACCCUGGCCAAGGCCAUGUGAAGAACGUCACCUUCCGCAACAUCAAGUUUCAGGACGUCAAUCAGCCUAUAUACGUCUCCCCGUGCAUCUACAGCUACCAGAAUUGCGAUUCAAGCCGCUUGAAGAUUAGCGACAUUACCUGGGAAAACAUCACUGGUACCUCGAGAUAUAACGUGGCCGCGGGUAUCUACUGCAGUCGUGGCGCACCUUGCACGGGCUUGAAGCUCAAGAAUAUCGAUAUCAGGCCGAAAAAUGGUGGUACGGCGAAGAUACUUUGUUCCAAUAUGAACAGCGACAGUGGGUUAGCAUGCACUGGUACAUGCCCGGCAGGAUGGAAACAGCAGCUAAGCGGCAAUGCUUAA
Molecule: messenger RNA, 1212 nt
Organism: Alternaria ventricosa
Lineage: Eukaryota; Fungi; Ascomycota; Dothideomycetes; Pleosporales; Pleosporaceae
Exons: 3
Coding region: 1-1212 (403 amino acids)
Biological process (GO): carbohydrate metabolic process
Molecular function (GO): polygalacturonase activity
Source: RefSeq, a predicted model, not a curated record